Saccostrea echinata is the source of this 2806-nucleotide messenger RNA. Its product is annotated as sulfotransferase 1B1-like. Lineage: Eukaryota; Metazoa; Mollusca; Bivalvia; Ostreida; Ostreidae. Bases 74 to 910 code for a protein of 278 amino acids. The record is from RefSeq and is a predicted model, not a curated record. Gene Ontology annotation, molecular function: sulfotransferase activity. The transcript has 5 exons. Gene Ontology annotation, biological process: sulfation. Gene Ontology annotation, cellular component: cytoplasm.
UCUGAAAAUAGUAAGUAUAUACAACGACAACGAUCAAGCAGCAGUAUUGAUUUCACGUCUUGGUGGCCAUAGUAUGAUGGCGAGUAAAGAGAAGAUCAGAGUUGACGGAAUAAUUCUGCCGGGUUUUAAACCACUUCAACAAGAUGCCAAUCAACGCCUCAGAGACAUUGAAAACUUACCUAUGAGGAAAGAUGAUGUUCUGAUCAGUUCCUAUCCCAAGUCAGGAAACCAUUGGCUGAAUGAAAUCGUCCCUCGUCUUUUGCAAGGAACAGUUGAGUCUUCCCAUAGGUUGAUAUACACUUUUUUGGAGUACGUGACCGAUCUACAGGUUCUAGAAUCGAUGCCCUCUCCUAGAGUCAUGACGUCACAUCUUCCAUUUCGAUGUCUGCCAAAAGAACACAUACAAAACAACGGGAAAAUUAUCCAUAUUAUCCGAAACCCCAAAGAUGUAGCCGUAUCCGCUUUUCAUCAUUACAUCAAAGGUCCAUACCUUAAGGAUUUUGUAUCCACUGACUGGUCUGUGUUUUUGGAUGAGUUCUUUCGUGGAGAAUAUAUUUAUGGAAGCUGGUUCAAAAGAGAAAAAGAGUGGGAAGAUGCAGCACUGCAACAACCAGGGAUUAUUUUGGUUCUUUACUAUGAAGAUCUGAUAAAGAAUGGGCUGGAAACGUUGACUCGCAUCUCUAGUUUUCUUGGUCUGCCAUCUGAUCCUACUUUCCUGCAAGCUGUAUACAAUGAAUGUUCCUUCAAUGAAGUGCAAAAGAGAAGGAAGGGCACGCCUGAUGAAUUUAUUUACAGGAAAGGCACUGUGGGUGAUUGGAAAUCACGUUUUACUGUUGCUCAAAGCGAGAAAUUUGAUCUCAUUUUCAAGGAAAACAUGAAAGAUACGAAGUUAAAAAUACAUUUAAAUUAAUUUGUAGAAAAUAUUACCAUUGCCAAUCUUAUAUUCCGGAGUGGAUGAACUGUCAUAUGAAAUUUAAAACAUUGCAUAAAAUAUUUCGGUUAUGCUUUCAUACUGGAAUUAUACCACAUGCUUAGCGUAAAGCUACACAGAUUACAAACUACAUGAGGCUACACACGGGAAAUAAUAAAACUUGAUUAAAAUUAAAAAUAAAUAGGAUUCACUCGUCUUCAUAAAAACAGAUAUUAAAAUAACUUUCAUAUAUUAUUCAAAAUUAUAAAAGACAACAAGUCGGAUCCUAGAAUACCUUAAUACUUUUUAAUUAUCGUGGAAUCAGUCUUUUAUCUGUGGUACUUGUAGCUAAAAUCUUCGAAAUAGUCUCCUCAAAAAGCUGUAUGGGCUGGAGGAGUUCGUCAGUAUAUUCUUACCUAAAUCCAUACGAUCAGUGAUGGCAGUGUUCUUUGCGGUGUACUACCGCUUCGAGUUGAAAUUGGACACUAAAAAUUUGAGACACCUCAAGACAGAGUUUGUCAAUUUUGCAAAAAAAAAAAAAAAAAAAAAAAAAAAAAUGAAAUUUAAAACGAAAUAUAUUUUUACUACAUUGAACAUUAUAUGAAAAUAAGAGAAAAGACGUCUUCCGCAAAAUAGGAUUUAAUAUAUAAGUGCUCAAAUGUGUUAUUUGAUAAUACAUUCUAUUUACGUACUCUAUCUAAAUUUCCCAGGCAAUCUGCUACUUAUAUAUUUGAUGCUUUUAAAACCCGUCAGAACUUCACGAAAGGACAUUCUAAUAUCACUUUAUCUUCAUUCAUGUGUUUAUCUAUGUCUUGUCAAAAUUUCAACUGUGGCAUAUACGUCCUUUGGGCCGAAUGUAAGAAACUAAAUUUAUCGUUGUAACAUAUGUUGUGUAAUUGUAUAUCAAUACAUGCCACUUUAAUGAAUAAUUUUUUGCUUACAUGUACUUACUCAAGUACUCCCUUAGUCGUUCCGAUUUAUUGUCUGUAAAAUUUGCAUCAUGCAUGGUAUUGAAAAUGCAAGACAUUUAUUUAUACAUAACGACGUUCAUUGUAGCAGAUUUAAUCGACGUAUUGAAUGACAUACAAGAAAAAUAUAAGCCUUUUUAAGAUGGAUACAAAUGUACUUUUGUCAUUAUCAAAUGCCAUAUGUCAACUAGUUUUUGGUAUAGAUAUCGUUAAGAAGGACAAUAAAUUUUCCAUGAAUAUUCACAUUUUCAAUGUUUUUAUUAAAUCAAAACAAAACAAACAAACACGCAAACAAAUAAAAGCCAAAUUAAAAAAAAAAACCAUGCAUUUUGUUAUUACAAAAUGUAUUCUUAUUUUUUAUUUGCUGAGACUGCAUGCAUAGAGACUGCACCGCAUUACAUUUGUUUCAUUUGCAAAAUAAUUAAAUCCAUUAAUCGCAAACAGUUUCCGUGCAUAAUGCAUGUGUAUUGCAUGUUGGUCUUUUUCUAUUGUUUUAUUAAACACCAACGUUAUCAAAAUUAGUUUGAAUUAAUCUUGUAAAUCAUUUUGCUACAUGUAUACGAGAUUUCAAAGUGAUAUUCAUAUUUAAUGAAAUAUAACAGGAACAUGCUUUUCAGAGAAUUCUUUUCUUAGCCUCUUUGUGUAUUAUUUAGAAUCUACGACUUUCAAUGAAAUGUACAUGUGAAAUCAUAAUAUGUAAUUUGUUAUGGGAGAUAUGUGAUAAUACCUGUACAUCAUUGUAUAAAUGUCUGAUACUAUUGUAAAUCGGCACAGAUAAAUGUGCCUCAGGUCAAUUUAACAUAAAUUAUUUUUGUACCAAAAGGUACCAUUUUCUAUUCUUACCAAUUUAUUGGAAUAAACAGAAAGCUGUAUUAUAUCUAGUCAAAGAAGAUGAAGGAAUAAAAUUAUAAUAAAUUAUAUACAUUAU